Molecule: messenger RNA, 1386 nt
Organism: Eimeria necatrix
Lineage: Eukaryota; Apicomplexa; Conoidasida; Eucoccidiorida; Eimeriidae
Exons: 4
Coding region: 1-1386 (461 amino acids)
Source: RefSeq, a predicted model, not a curated record
AUGCUGAACCUCUUGGCAAGGCAUGCAGCGGAAGCCAAGCGCCAGCAGGAGCAGCAGCAGCAGCAGCAGCAGCAGCAGCAGCAGCAGCAGCAGCAGCAGCAAUCGAGCUCUUCAAGCCAGAUUCGGAAUGAUUAUCUCCAAUCCUAUCUUACUCAGGGGGGCCCCCAACAGGGGCCUCUUGACUCAUCUUCUGGGGGCCCCCAAGUAGGGGGCCCCCAUAAAGGGGCCCUGGGGGCCCCCCUGGGGGCCCCCCUGGGGGCCCCUCUGGGGGCCCCCUUGGGGGCCCCCCAAUCAGGGGCCCCUCAAGGGGCCCCUCUAGAGGCCCCUUUAGGGGCCUCCCUGAGGUCCCCUCCGUUGGCCCCCUUAGGAGACCCCCUGGGGGCCCCCCUAGGGCCCCCCCUGGGGGCCCCCCUAGGGGCCCCCCUGGGGGCCCCCCUAGGGGCCCCCCUAGGGGCCCCCCUGGGGGCCCCCCUGGGGGCCCCUCUGGGGGCCCCCUUAGGGGUUUUAGAUAGUGGGAUAAGUGUGCAUCCAAUGAGGGUUGCAGCAAAUGGUUCUGGGAGUUUUAUUUCUUUGAGUGAUGAAUUAAGUAUUCAAAAGGACCAAAUAAACACAAGUGCAGCAGCAGCAAGCAGUGCUGCUGCUGCUGCUGCUGCUGCUGCUGCAGGAGCAGCUGCUGCUCAUGCUGAUUCCAAUUCGCCAGCAGCAGCAGCAGCAGCAGCAGCAGCCGAUAGAGCAGCAGUCGAGGAGCCUGCAGCAGCAGAAGCCGCAGCAGCACAAGGAAGCAGAGCUUCUGACUCGCAGCAGCAGCAGCAGCAGCAGCUGCAGCAGCAGCAGCUGCAGCAGCAGCAGCAGCAGACAGAAAGAAGCAAAAUGAGUUUUCUGGGAGUCAAUGAAAAUAAGGAGACUGGAGACACAGAUCUGCAAUCGUACAUUUCCUUGCUGCGGCAAACAGGGGUAAAACAGCAGCAGCAGCAGCAGCUGCUGCUGCAGCAGCAGCAGCUGCAGCAGCAGCAGCAGCUGCAGCAGCUGCAGCAGCAGCGCGCUGUUGUCUUUGUGUCCGCAGCAGCAGCAGCACAGGGAGAGUACGAAGUUCCUGCUGCUGCUGCACCAGCAGCAGCAGCAGCAGCAGCAGCAACAGCAGCAGCAGCAGCAGCAGGCAGCAGGGGGGUCUCCCAAGAUGACCCGCAUUCUUUGCUGCUGUUGUGGCAGCAGAAAGAAACAAUGGAGCUGAUGCUGGAGGCGCACAAGCAGCAUGAGAACGCAGUGCUGUCGCUGCUGUUGAGUUUGGAGUUGUCUCGAGAGGAAAAGGAAAAGAGAAAAAAUGAUCUUUCCAAAAAGCUCGUGGUGGUGAAGAGUGCGAAGCAGCUCGUCGGCUUUUUCGUUUGA